CCCUGCACACAGGACUUGUGGAUGUCUGGGUGAUGUCCAGUCCAGUGUUUCCGACCCCUGUUAAAUGUUGCGUGCAAUGUUUUCGAGGCGUUGUCUGUUUGCUUUUCCACUGUUUAACUCUGGCGCUGCAGUGAUCCAAGGGUCAGUUUAGGAAACUCACUCUCACUCCGCCCACAGUUUAGUUGCAUGCAGCACGAAACCCAAGUGUUUCCUUCCUCAUAAUAUCGCAAAAGACCCACUCUGAACAACAAACCGUUUGAGAUAACAGAUCUGAAAUAUGACUCGUCGUGUGGCAGUGAUUGGAGGAGGUAGUUCAGGUCUGGCCUGCAUCAAGUGUUGUUUGGAUGAAGGACUGGAGCCCGUCUGCUAUGAAAGCAGUGAUGACUUUGGUGGUCUGUGGAGGUUUAAGGAGAAUCCAGAGCCAGACAGAGCCAGCAUCUACCACUCUGUCAUCAUCAACACCUCCAAGGAGAUGAUGUGUUUCAGUGAUUUUCCCAUUCCUGGACACUACCCCAACUUCAUGCACAACUCCCUCAUCAUGGACUACUUUCGAAUGUAUGCGGACAACUUCCAGCUCACCAAGUACAUACGCUUCAAUACCAAAGUCUUGCAGGUGAAGCAGAGAUCAGAUUUUUCUCAUUCGGGCCAGUGGGAUGUUGAGACAGAGAACAAGGACGGCAAAAAGGAGAAACACAUUUUUGAUGCUGUGAUGAUCUGUAUUGGACAUCACUGCCACCCCAAUAUGCCCCUACAUGACUUCCCAGGCAUUGACACUUUCAAGGGAAAGUAUUUCCACAGCCGAGACUACAAGACUCCUGAGGAGUGGAGGAAUAAGAAGGCUGUAGUGAUUGGAAUAGGGAACUCUGGAAUAGACAUAGCAGUGGAAUUGAGCAGAGUCACCAAACAGCUUUACCUGAGCACACGAAGAGGAGCCUGGAUUCUGAACCGAGUCGGGGAAAAUGGGCUACCACUUGACAUGCUUUUUAACAGGGUGUUAUAUUCUAUGCAAAGAAUCCUUCCCUUUAGUUUUUUCUGUGAUUUAGGAGAGAGACAACUCAACCGAAGAUUUGACCACGCUCUGUACAAUCUUAAACCAAAGCACAGGUUGUUCAGCCAACAUCCCACAGUGAAUGAUGAGCUUCCCAACCGCAUCCUGUCAGGAACAGUUCAAGUGAAGCCCAACAUCCGCAGAUUUCAGGGGUCCAAUGUGGAGUUUGAUGAUGGGAGUGUAGUGGAGGAUGUUGACCUGGUGGUGUUUGCCACAGGUUACAGGUUUUCCUUUCCAUUCCUGGCCUCACAAGUCGUCACAGUGACUGAGAACAAAGCAUCUCUGUACAAGUACGUGUUUCCUCCUGAGUUGGCCCGCCCUACUCUGGCUAUCAUUGGUCUAGUGCAGCCACUGGGGGCCAUUAUGCCCAUCUCUGAGAUGCAGGCCAGAUGGGCCACACGCGUCUUUAAAGGCUGCAUCAAGCUUCCUUCAGUGGCUUCCAUGUUAAAGGAUAUCCAAUGCAAGGAGGAGACAAUGGCCAAAAGGUAUGUCACCAGUCACAGACACACCAUCCAAGUCGACUAUGUCGAAUACAUGGAUGAGAUAGCGGAGAUGGUGGGAGUACUACCCAACUCCCUGAGGCUGCUGCUGACUGAUCCCAGGGUGGGACUGAAUGUGAUAUUCGGCCCCUGCACGCCGUACCAGUAUCGUCUCAGAGGUCCAGGAAAGUGGGCUGGAGCCCGUGAGGCCAUCCUCACUCAGUGGGAGAGAGUUGCUCAACCCAUGCAGACCAGGCCCUGCGAUGAGCCCCAAUGCAAGCGAUCAUAUGCAUGGCUUUUGAUGAUCUCAGCUGCUGUGAUGGGCUUAGCUGCCUACAUUAACAGAAACAGCCUUCCAUCUUUCCUACAAGACCCUGCUGCACUGUUGGACAAGAUAAAAGCGUACUGGCCUGCACAGUGAUGUGCAAUUCAUGCUGUCCAUUUCAGCACUCAUCAUCACUAAUCAUACAGUACAUAAAUGUAAUUUCUAGACUGUACUACCCCCAACUCCUGAAAGGCAUACUAUACAAAGAAAUGUUAAAAUGAUGCAGCCUUGUGGUGGCUUCAAAAGAAGUUAGUUUAGAAGUUGAAGUAUGCUUAAAAAAUGUGACUCAAAAUAAUGCAUUGAGUGAUGUUCAGCUCUGGAAACUUCUUAGCAAAGUUAUAUAGUCAUACUGCUUAUUGAAUAGCCAUUAAUCUACAGCUUUUAUUCUUCAUGUACAAUCUCUGAACACAUAUUGUCCUUGUUUCUUGCUGUAUAGUCUUGAAGGAUCUUACUUUGACAAUAUUCGCUCUAUUUUCAUACAAUGUAUAUCACAAUGACUACAUUCCCUGCAUUACCUCUGGCUAAUGCUUAAAAGAUCAGCAAAUCUGAUUGCACAUGAUGAAUACCAGGACUUAUGGUGCAGUACUUUUAUGCUUUUAUGGGGUUAGGCUCUAAAUACAUGUAACAGGUAACCCUGACAAAUCAAGCAGCAGCUCUUUUAUUACAACUAUAUUACAGUAAAUCAUUUUCUUUUCUGAAGCAGAAAAUAUCUAAAACAAAAAUCACAAUUAUACUCACACUGAUAUAUACUACAUACUGUCAAUGAUUUUGUAAAACAAAGAUAACACCAGGUUGUUCAAACAGCCAGACCUAUGGCCACACUUGGCUUUGCCAGCAAAUUGUUAAAUGGUAAACCAUCUGGUUCAACAGAGUUUGUGGUUCAAGACAGGUACGUGUUCUGACAUUCACUUAAUCAAUAAAGUAAAGUCUAAGUGCA
Larimichthys crocea (large yellow croaker) is the source of this 2789-nucleotide messenger RNA. RefSeq names its product dimethylaniline monooxygenase [N-oxide-forming] 5-like. Lineage: Eukaryota; Metazoa; Chordata; Actinopteri; Sciaenidae. The record is from RefSeq and is a predicted model, not a curated record. Bases 278 to 1948 code for a protein of 556 amino acids. Gene Ontology annotation, molecular function: N,N-dimethylaniline monooxygenase activity; flavin adenine dinucleotide binding; NADP binding. The transcript is spliced from 11 exons.